Molecule: messenger RNA, 3753 nt
Organism: Austrofundulus limnaeus
Lineage: Eukaryota; Metazoa; Chordata; Actinopteri; Cyprinodontiformes; Rivulidae
Product: zinc finger protein 865
Exons: 2
Coding region: 329-3400 (1023 amino acids)
Biological process (GO): regulation of gene expression
Cellular component (GO): nucleus
Source: RefSeq, a predicted model, not a curated record
UGCUGGAUCCUCCAGGCACUGGGUACGUAGUGCGCAUGCGCACGCCAAUUACCCGUCGCCUUCCGCAGCUGCGGUUGUCGGCUCCGUGCUGCUGUUUCUCCUGGCAAAGCAUCCCCAUUUGUUCACCACCGAAGCCUGGAAGAGUCUCGUCCCCAUCCUCUGAGGGUUUAAGCUUCGCAUGGACAUAAAGGGGAACCGAGCCCGUCUUCUUCCCCCCUGGCUUUCUUUGUGGUUGUUCCUCGAGUGAAAAACCCACGCGCUUUUUGUGACUGGAACCUUCUCAGCUGUACCAGAACGCCCAGCUUACGGUGUAUGUCGGGCUGCCAAAAUGCUCGGAUUACAGGGAACUGCUUCAGCUCCCAAAGUCUAUCGGUGCGUGGCGUGUUCAGACACCUUCCCUGGCUUAGCCUCGUUGCUCGUACAUCAAGCGAGCCACGCAAGUGCCCUCUCCAAGGGCUCUUCUCCUCCACCAACGCAGCCCAACGCCAUCCUGCAGGAAACGCUGUUUGCAAGCGCAGCCUCGACCAAUGAGCAAACCAACGCGGCUGCUCCGCUAGCUGGGAGCCCUUCGCCUGGUUUUUACAUUUGUGACUGUGGAGAGGAAUUUCGGGACUUUAGUCUCAUGCUGGAGCAUAAACGCUCACACGUCUCUGAGCUGCAGCAGGUGCGGCCCCUAGAAGGUAAUAUUGCUCUUUCUAGUGGAGCGGAGUGUAAUAAGGAUUUUCCUACCAAGGAGGAAAAUCUAACCAUCCCUGUAAGCCAGGCAGGUUUAGACCUCAGCCACCCCUCUACCUCCCUGUCCCCAGCUUUUGAGGAGUCCACAUCAAACUCAAAUACAGCAGAUGUGGCUUUGGAGGACCAUGUUGCCAUGGUAACCCCUCCUCCAGGCCAGUGCACUCCUCCUCCAGAUAAYAGCAUGGAGCAAACUGAAGACUUGCCUUCUGCUGCAGAGGACAUACCAGAGAGGGAAGAAGAUGCGGCUUCACCAGACAAAACAAAUUUAAACCAGCACAGUGCAAAGGGUGAGAAUUUGCCCAAAAACGACACCCUGAUGAAGCUGCUGGCGUCGGCAUACAAAAACCGCUUCCCGCCUCCUUUGUCUGAGAGUCAAAAUUAUAGUGAAGUUGUACCCAAGCAAAAAGCCACUCAGCAAAAUUAUAAUAAAGUUGUACCCAAGCAAGAAGCCACUCAGGUUGAAAUAACACCAGCAGAUAAGCCAAACGUUUCGCCGAUCAACGAUCUCUCCAUUGCUCAGUUGAGGCGACUGCUUGCUAAACCCGGUAUAAAAACCAAAGCUCCGUCCAUUAGCAAAAUCCUGGAAUUAAGCAGGAAGAGGGUUGUCUCUCUAACAAAGACCUUGUCUCCUGUUGUGGUUCUUGAGACCCGCCAAAAGCUCAUGGAUUCCGCCUGCAAAGGCACCUAUGGGAGGUAUCAGUGUGGCCGCUGCCGUAGAGUCUUUCAGAACAUAGACAAGCUGACAGAGCAUCAUUUUUUGCACAAAAAAGAAAGGAUUAAAUGUUGCCGUCGUUGCAAGCAGCUCAUCAUCGGGCGGUUGCCUUUGCCCGACAAUCACGUCUGCCCUCAGAUGAGAAGCAAACCCGUAAAGUCCACGACCUUCAAAAACAAGUCACCCUUUGCCCCUAAAAUAGUGCCAUUUCACAGUCUGAACAAUACAAAAAAAGUUUUCUUUUGUCCGUUGUGCAAAAACAGCUAUGCGCGGAGGUGGAACCUGAAAACACACAAAUGUACCGGACAAAAGUCACUUCACUCCAGGCAGGGCAGUUCCACGAAGGAAAUGGUCACCCUAACYAACACAGAUCAAGAUAAAAGCGAAUGUCUGAGUGUCGCUGUAGGUACCGAGGUCACAAGCCACAUCAAAGUUGAAAGGGAUUCCCCAGAGUCAGAGGAGGCAGCAGAUCCACCGCUGGCCUGGACGACUCCGGCAAAAAGCUUCUCCCCGUUCUUUGUCCCAUCUCCUGUUAUGGAUCCGCAGCAGGAACUUUCUCUUGCUUCAGUCCAGGAAGGAGAAUUAAGAAGCUGGGAUGCAGAAAGUCUUAGCGAUGAAGAUGACGAAGAAGGACAGUGGACAAUGCCGCUGGAUGAUGAAACGCAUGCGUUUAAGUUUUUAAAUAGAGCUGGUGAGGAUGAACAGGCAGUGCAGCCAGAGUCAGUCCAACGCUCGGAGAUGACUCCCCACAGCCUGCGCUAUUUUAUGAGCAAUGGCGUAAAGCGUUACCCGUGCAACAGGUGUCAGAAAACCUACAGUCGUGCCUCGACUUUGCGGCGCCACCUGCGACUGUGCGGCUUUAGGCCACGUGGGUUCGGGGGCAUGGCUCAGGCUCACUUUCAGGGCGCCGUCGCACAAAAUUCAACUGCUGUGAAGCCACUGUUCUCCUGUUAUGUCUGCGGGAGGACCUUCAAUCGCAAGGAUAACAUGAUGACUCACAGAAAGAGAUGUCAGUUUAAGCGGACAAUGUCAGGCGCACCGAGAGUGGCGGGCAAUGCGGUGGCGGAUAGUCAGCCACCUGUGGAUGAUUCAGGAAACUGGGGCAUCAUGUCCCUGCCCUCUGUACUUCCAAGGAGGGUGACGUGCGAGUGCGGGGUCGGGUUUACGUCUCCCCGACUCCUCCUGGAGCACUUGCAGAAGCACGCACAAGAAUCCUACACAUGCCCCACUUGUGGAGAAACGGUCAAUUCAUGGGCUGACUACGAAGUUCAUUUGCAGAUCCACAUGCAUCCUCAUCACCAGCUGAUGAAGGGACUACAGCCAUCGCCACCCCUUUUAGUUAGAAUACUGCAGCCUCAGCAGCAGUCCGCUCAGCCAGUGAUCCAGUCCGCUCAGCCAGUGAUCCAGUCCGCUCAGCCAGUGAUCCAAUCCGCUCAGCCAGUGAUCCAGUCCGCUCAGCCAGUGCUGCAGCCUCCACAGAAACAAACACGCUCAGAAUUUCACUCGUACCCGUUGAAAAAGCAGCGGACUUUGUGCAACCGGUGCGGCAAUACUUUCGCGUCCCGCUGUUCCCUUCGAAGGCACAUCUCCUGGAAUCGCUGCAAAGGCAUACGGCCCGCGAACCCUCCCAAAACCUUUAACUGUUCUCACUGCAACGCAGACUUUCCAAACAGCAUCAGCCUAUUGUUUCACCAGCGAAACGGAGCGUGCAAACCUGCCAUCAAGCCCGUUCGCUGCCCCGUUUGCCUGCGYUGGUUCGGAACGAUGGACAGUUUGGAGAAACACUUGAUGACUCACAAACAGUCUGAAUCGUACCGCUGCGACGUCUGUCAGGGCACGUACCCAUCCCUUAAAUCCCUGAAGAUCCACCGUAGGAGAAUUCAUCGCAUCCUGAUUGGAAACCCUCGGCCUAAAACACAAGACCCACUGACAUUUAAUGACGCUCGGUUUUAACUGAGAAGGGCCUGACGUUAACUGGUCCGUAUAAUAUGCCGUUUUAUUGUUCUUGAACUGUUUGCUGUUGUUCUGUUUUUACUUUUCAGGACUUACCUGAACAAUAUGCAGCCACAAAUGUUUUAAAACAAUUUUAAAAUGUUUAAUCAUAUCCUUUGUCAGCCACUUAUUACAAAAAAAGGAUUUGUUAUACUGUUUGUUUUAGUUUUUCAUAGGUCACUACUAUCUUGUUUAGCUUUAAUAGCCUGUAAAUAGUAAAAGGAAUUUUGUGUAUCAAACUUCUUUCAGAAACCUGUGAUGUAGCUUGUUGUUGGUGGUGAUGUUAAUAAACCUACAAAGUGUGGGAAAUAUCA